UGAAAUACAUGAGAGAAGCAACCCCCUAUGUGAAGAAAGGCUCCCCUGUUUCAGAAAUCGGGUGGGAGACGCCUCCACCCGAAUCUCCUCGCUUGGGUUGCACCUCUGCUGACCCCCUGUCGCAGCUUUCGCUCUCCAUCCACAGAGACAAGAAGACAAUACCGCUCAAGAUGUGCUACGUGACGCGCAACAUGACGGUGUCAGACCCCGAAAACAGACUUAUUGAAGUUCAUUCACCUGAUGCCAAGCACACCGUGGUGCUCAGGAGUAAGGAUUCAGCUACAGCCCAGGCCUGGUUCAAUGCCAUCCACUCCAGUGUCAAUGAGCUCAUCCCCAGGGUGAUUGCAGAGGUCAGAGACCAGCUGGGUAAAACAGGGAUUGCUGGAAGUCGAGAGAUUAGGCAUCUAGGCUGGCUUGCCGAAAAGGUGCCAGGAGACAACGAGAAGCACUGGAAGCCAGUGUUAGUGGUCUUGACGGAGAAAGACCUCUUAAUAUAUGAGAGCAUGCCACGGAUGAAGGAAGCUUGGUUCAGCCCUCUGCACACCUACCCCCUGCUAGCCACCAGGUUGGUCCAUUCUGGCCCAGGAAAAGGCUCACCGCAGUCGGGGGUGGAUUUGUCUUUUGCAACCCGUACCGGUACAAGGCAAGGGAUUGAAACCCACCUGUUCAGGACGGAGACCAGCCGAGACCUCUCACUGUGGACAAGGAGCGUAGUGCAGGGCUGCCACAAUUCUGCGGAGCUUAUCACGGAAAUCACCACAUCUUGCACAUAUAAAAGCCAGGAGUGCCGUUUGACCAUCCAUUAUGAACAUGGAUUCUCUCUUACAACUGAACCGCAAGAUGGUGCCUUCUCUAAGACAAUUGCACAAUAUCCCUAUGAAAAACUGAAAAUGUCCUCAGAUGAUGGGAUAAGGAUGCUUUAUUUAGACUUUGGAGGAAAGGACGGAGAAAUUCAACUGGACCUGCAUUCCUGUCCAAAACCAAUUGUGUUCAUCAUUCAUUCCUUCCUGUCGGCAAAGAUUACAAGACUUGGCUUGGUGGCAUAAGUAGGAUACAUCUGUUUCUUCAAAGAAAGACGGAGUGACCAUGCUAAUCUGAAGUACAGUCCACAGCAGCAACCCAUACCAGCUAGCAGCGUACACCAGCUUGGGGUUCAGUACUGGGCCUUGGUCAUUUCUGCAGCCUUCUGAGGCCCAGGUUUCAUUUUGAUCAGCUAAAAAGGUGGCAUGACAAGAUAAACGGUGGAUUUCAUUGUAAAUAAUGGGAUUUUUAAAUCCCAUAUGAGACAGUAAAAGUGUGUAGUGCCAUAUGUGUAAAUGUUUCAGAAUCAUAAAUUGUGCCUAUUGCAAUGUACUUGUUUAUAUAGAAUAAGUCAAGGGCU
Molecule: messenger RNA, 1381 nt
Organism: Leptosomus discolor (cuckoo roller)
Lineage: Eukaryota; Metazoa; Chordata; Aves; Leptosomiformes; Leptosomidae
Source: RefSeq, a predicted model, not a curated record